AUCAACAGAUAGGAAACAGGUGUGUGUAUGUUUCUCUAGACGGUAUAUUAACUCGGCUUUGAACUAGUCCACUCAGAACCGAUAACAGGACUCCUAAUAGCUACUGCAGAACAUGCUGUUUGUCUGGGUUUGCGUUUUUGUUUCUGCUUUCACCGGCCGCUUUGUAACCGGACAAUCUCCUCCUCCUCUGCCUCCCGGUAGCCCACAAGAAGUCCCGGUGAACCGCACUGAUGUUUUAGAAGCGGCGCAGUUUGCUGUGGUUGAAUUCAACAAAGCCAACACAGAAGACAUGUUUAAUUACGCAAUUCUGGACAUUACAUCGGCUCAAGUUCAGGUUGUCCAAGGUUUGAACUACUUCCUGGAAAUGCUCCUGGAACGUACAACGUGCAAGACCGGCAACACUGCUGCUAUCAAAGGCAACGCUGCUGCUAGCGACUGUGAUUCCAACUCUGAACCCAAGGCAAGUCCCAGAAAACUGCAAGAGAGGCAGGAACUCUGGCACUCUCUGACCAAGGGGAGUAAGACCACCAGCGUGCCAGUUGUUACCAUGACUGCUGCAAUUGUUAAUCCACCACCACCAUCACCUCUGCAGACCCAGGCCACGCCUCUAACUCAAGAUUCUGAUGCUUGCUUGGCCCGGGAACACAUUGCUUGUGAUGUGGAUGAGGUGCUGUGGCCAGACCGCAACAGAAGAGAGGACGCAGCAUAG
Etheostoma spectabile (orangethroat darter) is the source of this 709-nucleotide messenger RNA. RefSeq names its product cystatin-C. The transcript has 3 exons. The record is from RefSeq and is a predicted model, not a curated record. The coding region runs from base 113 to 709 and encodes 198 amino acids. NCBI's taxonomy places the organism in Eukaryota, Metazoa, Chordata, Actinopteri, Perciformes, Percidae. Gene Ontology annotation, cellular component: Golgi apparatus; late endosome; endoplasmic reticulum. Gene Ontology annotation, molecular function: cysteine-type endopeptidase inhibitor activity. Gene Ontology annotation, biological process: immune response; negative regulation of microglial cell activation; positive regulation of myelination.